Zychaea mexicana is the source of this 1683-nucleotide messenger RNA. RefSeq lists its product as uncharacterized. The transcript is spliced from 3 exons. Gene Ontology annotation, molecular function: alpha-(1->3)-fucosyltransferase activity. Lineage: Eukaryota; Fungi; Mucoromycota; Mucoromycetes; Mucorales; Lichtheimiaceae. The record is from RefSeq and is a predicted model, not a curated record. The coding region runs from base 231 to 1589 and encodes 452 amino acids. Gene Ontology annotation, cellular component: membrane.
UGAAAAAUAGAGACAGGAGUUUAAUAAUAAAAAAAACGCCAAGCAGGGCAGUGGACCGUUCCUUUAUAUAUAUAAAAACUGAUCUGGACUUGCUUUUAAUUUGCUUUUUUUCCUCUUUAAACUGACGCACAACACAAUGGAACAAGAAUCGUUGCCUCCAUUCCGCAUUGUGUAUUGGACACAGUGGUUUAACGGCUUCAUGUUUGACGGCAACGAUCAAGUAUUGAGCAAUGACGAUUGUCCUAUACCUGAUGGCUACAGUCUCGAUUCCCCUGAAAGCUGGUGCACGAUUACACCUUCGACCGACAAUGUUGACGCUGCAGCCGGCGUUUUAUUUCAUGCGGCCGACUAUUUCUCUACUCAAGUCCCUGCACGUAAAGUAUCCUUUCUUUCUCUCUGACCAAACAAGAUGGUUAAUUCUCAUUAUCUACAUAUUAGGGGUAAAAUACCAACCAUGGAUAUUGGAGACACAAGAAUCGCCCCACACAGCAAAGUUUCGCAUGGACGCAAAAGAAAUGCGAAAUUUCGACUACCUGGCCUCAUACCAUCUCCAAAGCGCAUUUCUGUUCUCGUACUACUCUCCUGCCGUCAUGGACGUCGCAACCCGGCCUCUGCCGAUGGAUUUCUUGACACACUUGAAGAAAAAGCACAAGGCGCCUAUCGUUUGGAUCGCGCGCAAUUGUGGGGCUACGAGCGGACGCCACCACUAUAUCGAGCAAUUGAUGCAGUACAUUGAUGUGGAUAGCUAUGGUUCGUGUCUCAACAACGUAAAGUAUCCCGAAGGCAAGGAUCGGAUGGAGUUGAUGGGCGAGUACAAGUUUUAUUUGGCCAUUGAAAAUGCCAAUUGCGAUGAUUAUGUAACCGAGAAAUUAUUUGACACCCUCCUGGUAUCCACGGUCCCUAUUGUCGACGGGCCCAAUUCAUACCAAGGCUUUCUGCCAGACAAAAAUGCAGCCAUCCGAAUGGACGCCUUUCCCGAUCCAAGGGAACUGGCAAAGUACAUUGACUACCUCGACAAGAACGACACGGCGUACCUGGAACACAUGGCAUUUCGACGAGACGCACUGGAUAUCCCAGCGCGUGAGCGGCUGGAUCCGACAUUUAUUGGCAACUGGAGCGAUCCGUCCUUUCACAACAUGCGGAGCAGCUGGUGUUCAGUGUGUCGUGGGAUGUUGCCUUGGUGGCAAGCCCGACAACAACAACAACAACAGAAUAUAGAAACCAUUGCACUGCAGCAAUUACAACAACAACACAAAAAGGACACCUUGCUAGUAGACAAGAGUUGUAUGGAAGGUGGCAAGUGGGAUUAUGCUCAAGAAGGACCGCCUUACUUGCCGGAUUGGGAAAAGUCGCCUCAUCCGUUGACGUUGUUGUUGAAUGACGGAGGAGAAAAGCAUCCCGCAACAUCGCAACGGGAAGAGUUUAUGGGUCGCGUACACAGUGAUGCGUAUACGGCACGAAAGGUCUGGGCAGUUGAGCUGGUUCUGGGCACCUUUUUUAUGGCGUUUGUAGCAUUUGUAGUCAUUCGCGGUCGUCGGCGUCAUCGUAGUAAGCAAUUCAAGUCAGAGAUACCCCUGUCUGUUAAUUAAAUGUUCUUUCUUUUCCCCCACAUACACACACACACACACACACACACACAUGCAUUUGUACAUACACUAUAAACAUUCUUUUUCAAUCUUGUAC